AUGGGUUCUACGUGGACGUCGUUCUUGAUUACUCUUUUAUUAUCUGUCGCCGCCGCCGAUUCUUCACUCUUUGAAGCCAACGGCGUGCCCAUAGUCCGGAAUAUCAGCGAGAUCGAUCAGGAUAACUAUGGUAGGCUCGGUUUAUCUCACAUUACAAUUGCCGGUUCGGUAAUGCACGGGUUCAAAGAGAUUGAGGUGUGGCUACAAACAUUUGCACCGGGUGCUCGUACGCCGAUUCACAGGCACUCGUGUGAGGAGAUAUUUGUGGUUCUAAAAGGGAGUGGCACUCUUUAUCUUGCCUCCGAUUCACAUAAAAACUAUCCCGGCAGCCCACAACAGUUUCCGAUUUUCACGAAUACUACAUUUCAUAUCCCUAUCAAUGAUGCUCAUCAGGUGUGGAAUACGAACGAACACGAGGAUUUGCAGUUUCUGGUUAUUAUAUCUCGACCUCCAAUAAAAGUGUUCAUAUACGAUGAUUGGUAUAUGCCACACACCGCUGCCAAAUUGAAGUUCCCUUAUUAUUGGGAUGAAUUGUCUUACGGCCAAACAUCUCCCGUAAAAGACGAGCUUUGAAAGAACUUCAACAACCGCUGGCAAGUUAAAGUUCAACAGUUAAACAUCAUUUGAUGUUUUGUUUUGUAUCAUAAAAAGGUUUUUGAUAUGGCUUCCCUCUUUGCAACUUUGUGACAGUUUACUAGUAUGUGAAUCUCUUUCGAUAAAGAGCAACUCCAAUGGAGUUAUUAAAUGAGUUAUCAAAUCUCUUAACUA
Molecule: messenger RNA, 768 nt
Organism: Erythranthe guttata (spotted monkey flower)
Lineage: Eukaryota; Viridiplantae; Streptophyta; Magnoliopsida; Lamiales; Phrymaceae
Source: RefSeq, a predicted model, not a curated record